CUACACCAAAUCACGAUUUUUAGAUUGGAAGGAGUUGUUUUUAAAUAUUGUAUUUAUUAUAAACUGUGUUUCUAUGCAACAAUAACAACAAUCUAUUAAUAUGACCGCAAAUCGUGUUGUGAAUGACCCAUUAGCUGUAAUUUACAACGAAAAUCAAUGGCGUUUAAAUAGAGUGUCGCCUUUACACAAUUUAAAGUACAACGAAGUAAAACUGAAACAAUAUGCCACAAAAAUAAAACAAACUCUUGUUAGUUCUAUUUGUGCAAACUCUGCCAUUAAGUUUAAAGUUUUAUUUGAAAAUUUGCCCUCGCUCAAAUACUCUGAAGAAGACUCAAACGGUUUAAUGAUAACAGUGUCAACCCAGGAUGUAUCAAAGACAAAGGAUGUUUACUCAGCAAUAUUAUUAUCUUGGGGGAUGAGCAUAGUAAUAAGUGAUGCUAUACAUUUACCAUAUCUACUGGAACGCGGGGAGCAGAAAGUUGGUCAAGCUGUGAAGAAUUCAUUGCAAAAUAUAUUUGACUGCAACAUAAAACAAUACAAUUUUACACAGCAUCAACUUCUACAAUUUGGUUUUAAUUUUGUUGAAAAUGACACAUCAAGAAGCACGGAUCCUUUUACAUUGGGUUACAAAACACCACAGAUCGAUUUUAAGGAUAAAAUGUCUCUAACAUUUGAAGUUGGUGAUGUGCAUGUUAUAUGGAAUGGAAUAAAAGAUGAGGUUAACAAAGAAUCAGAAUUAGUCCCGUUGGCAUAUCAGAUCUUGCAAAAUCAAAUUUAUUAUAUGGUGACAUUAGAUAUUACCGUGUUUGACCUUUGUGAAGUGAUUCUCCCCAAAGCUGAAGUGAAAAACAAUGGAAUUGUCAAGAUGAAGACACCUGAAAUAAUAAAUGCAGUUUUCACAGUAUUGAACACAAUUACAGAAAAUUUUAUACCAUAAGUUACCAAAAUAAUAAAAUUAAAAACAAAUAUACAUUUUCAACAUUUA
Molecule: messenger RNA, 985 nt
Organism: Colias croceus (clouded yellow)
Lineage: Eukaryota; Metazoa; Arthropoda; Insecta; Lepidoptera; Pieridae
Exons: 5
Coding region: 101-937 (278 amino acids)
Source: RefSeq, a predicted model, not a curated record